AUGUCAGCCAGAAAGGGCUAUCUGCUCCCUUCGCCAAAUUAUCCCACAACAAUGUCAUGCUCGGAGAGCCCUGCCGCGAACUCUUUUUUGGUCGACUCUCUCAUCAGCUCGGCCAGAGGCGAGGCGGGUGGCGGUGGCGGUAGCGCAGGGGGCGGCGGAGGCGGCUACUACGCCCACAGCGGGGUCUAUCUGCAGCCAGCCAGCGACCUGCCCUAUGGGCUGCAAAGCUGCGGGCUUUUCCCCGCACUGGGCAGUAAGCGCAAUGAAGCGCCGUCGCCUGGAGGAGGAGGUGGUGGUGGUGGUGGUGGUGGUGGCAGCGGGGGUCUGGGUCCCGGGGCUCAUGGCUACGCGCCCGCGCCCCUAGACCUGUGGCUGGACGCGCCCCGCUCCUGCCGGAUGGAACCGCCCGACGGGCCGCCGCCACCGCAGCCACAACCCCAGCAGCAGCAGCCGCCCCCGCCGCAGCCGCCCGCGGCCGGGAAGGAGCGAGCCCUAGACUCCACGCCGCCGCCCACGCUGGUUUGCACCGGUGGCGGCGGCGGCGGAGGCUCGCAGGGCGACGAGGAGGCGCACGCGUCAUCCUCGGCAGCUGAGGAGCUGUCCCCGGCCCCCUCCGAAAACAGUAAAGCCUCGCCGGAGAAGGACUCCCUGGGCAAUUCCAAAGGCGAAAAUGCAGCCAACUGGCUCACGGCAAAGAGCGGCCGGAAGAAACGCUGCCCUUACACGAAGCACCAGACGCUGGAACUGGAGAAGGAGUUUCUGUUCAACAUGUACCUUACUCGAGAGCGUCGCCUAGAGAUCAGCCGGAGCGUCCACCUCACGGACAGACAAGUGAAAAUCUGGUUUCAGAAUCGCAGGAUGAAACUGAAGAAAAUGAACCGAGAAAACCGAAUCCGGGAGCUCACAGCCAACUUUAAUUUUUCCUGAUGAAACUUCCAGGCAACGCCCGUCUUUUCGCUUCCAGAGCGCCUGUACCCCUCCUUCGGCCUCCAGCCUCUGCCCCAGAACUCGCACCUGUGCCGGAGCCCCAUUGCUCCCUUCCACACUCGCCGUCUCCCAGGCCGUUUCGUCUGUGCAGGGCUGGUUUGUUCUGACAUUUUGUUUCUUUGUCCGUUUGCUUGGUGUUGGUUUACUUAUUUUCUGGGGGAAAAAGCCAUAUCGCUAAAAUUCUAUAGAGAUUGAGAUUAUCCUCACUGUCAAGUCCUGACUGGGCUGGGUUCGCGGCCUCGGGGGUUCCUACUGCUAGUACUGGCCCAGUACUCCUACGCUCUGGUUUCCUGCUCAGCCCUGGGUAAACUUAGCCGGAAGCCCUAGUCCCAUUGUCGGCGCUGAGGUGUCUGGCCUGAGGUCAAUGGUGCAAGGAGCCGCCACCGGGUUCGCCAGCCUGGAGUGCUGGGCUGUGUUUAAUCAGGGAGUACAGGCCUGAUUUCUCUUUUCUUCCUUCUUUUCUUCCUUGGCCAAGAGCGGAGUAUUGAAACAUGGACAUGCAGGUUAGCUAUAGGGCUUGAACUGGCUGAUUAAAAAAAUGAGAAAGAAAUAAUCAGAAAGAUUAACUUUUUCUUUCCUGUGUAAGAUCUCCCAGCUUUAAAAAAAAAAUAAAAAAUGGCCAAGAGAAGGAACCUUCUCUUCCCGUUUGCCUAAGGUCUUGCUUGCCUGACUAAACUCCUUCAUUUACCUUUGAAUUUCCAUGUCCUGGCUGUUGAUAAAUAAUGCAGGUUUGUUUAUACAUGUGGAAUUAGUGGAUUUUUGCCAUUAAAAUUGUUGCCAUUUGGUAACACGCGAAAAGCACACCACGAUUCUCCCUAUCUUAUGGAGUUGGAGUUUUUUGUUUUGUUUACUUUUGUUUUGCUUUAAUUCACUUUUUUGUUGUUGUUGUUGUUGUUCUGUUUUGUAGGCUUUCUGAAAUUCAUGGGAGCCUAAGUGGGCUGGGGCAAGCAGAUGAGAGAAGGGAGACAUUGUUUGGAUUUUCUUUAUACUGUGAAGUUACAUGCAUAAAAGGGUCAAACCUGUAGGUGCAGAAAAAGAAAAAAAACUAUAAGUACAAAUCUGUAUAAAUGUCUAUUAUUAUGAAAAAUUGCCAAUCUUGUUUAAGCAAAUGCAUUCUAUCGUUAUUAUAAAUGUUAGUUCUAGCUUUAUUUACUUCAAAUCUUAAAUCAGAAUAAAUUAAUAUUGUAUUGCUGCUGUGCGUGGAAAAAGAUGAUGUUUAUGUUCUUAUAGAAUAAAAG
Molecule: messenger RNA, 2225 nt
Organism: Myodes glareolus (Bank vole)
Lineage: Eukaryota; Metazoa; Chordata; Mammalia; Rodentia; Cricetidae
Source: RefSeq, a predicted model, not a curated record